AUGGCCUCAAGUCCUUCCUCGACGAACCUUAGAGAGCGCAUUGAGGCUACUGCCCGAGCCUUCUUGUCAGCGUACGAAGAGGGCGGGGCCCAGGACGACGCCUCCAUCAUCAACCGCGACGUCACAGCGGACUGCACCCGGUACCUGCUUCCCGCGUCCGUUCCCCAGGCCUUUGGCCUACCGGCAGACUUCUUUUUCGACACGACGAAGUAUCAGGAGACUUUUGCAAAGGACAUCAAGGUGUUGAAAUUCAGGAACAACAUCAUUGCGAACUUAGUCAUCGAUACUGAGGCCCGCCGGGCCGCUUUUACAUCUAUUGCAGACGUGCACGCUAUAAGCGGAGAGUGGUAUCACGCCGAGUUGGCUUGGUUCUUGUACUUCAACGAGGAUGGGUCCAAAGUCAAGAAGGUGGUUGAGUUCUGCGACAAGGACGUAAUCUUGAGAAUGGCAAACACGGCUGCCUAG
This is a messenger RNA of Aspergillus affinis, 465 nucleotides long. RefSeq lists its product as uncharacterized. NCBI's taxonomy places the organism in Eukaryota, Fungi, Ascomycota, Eurotiomycetes, Eurotiales, Aspergillaceae. Bases 1 to 465 code for a protein of 154 amino acids. The transcript has a single exon. The record is from RefSeq and is a predicted model, not a curated record.